Messenger RNA from Oryctolagus cuniculus (rabbit), 3235 nucleotides. It is a transcript of the gene RSAD2, whose product is annotated as radical S-adenosyl methionine domain containing 2. Gene Ontology annotation, biological process: defense response to virus; positive regulation of immune response. NCBI's taxonomy places the organism in Eukaryota, Metazoa, Chordata, Mammalia, Lagomorpha, Leporidae. Gene Ontology annotation, cellular component: mitochondrion; endoplasmic reticulum membrane; endoplasmic reticulum. Gene Ontology annotation, molecular function: catalytic activity; 4 iron, 4 sulfur cluster binding. The record is from RefSeq and is a predicted model, not a curated record.
CCUCAUAUAAGGUGAGUGAGUGAGUGUCCGGGUGGACAGAGUAGUUCCUGCUGCAGGGGCCACCAUGUGGAUUCUCGAGAGCACUGCCUCCGCGGGGAGGUUGCUGAGUGCGUUCAGGUGGUCUCUGGACUCCCUGUACAGCAACUUGGCCUCACUCCUGUGCUGGCUGAGGGCCACCCUUUCGUUCCCAGCUGCCUGGAAGGCACAGAAGCAACAGGUUAGAGAAGGACCUGGGGAGACCCCAGGGCAAGAAGAGGAGGAGGACAGCGAUGUGCCCACCACACCCAUGAGCGUCAACUACCACUUCACCCGCCAGUGCAACUACCGGUGCGGCUUCUGCUUCCACACAGCCAAGACGUCCUUUGUGCUGCCCCUCGAGGAGGCCAAGAGAGGGCUGCUUCUACUCAAGGAAGCAGGGAUGGAGAAGAUAAACUUCUCGGGCGGGGAGCCCUUCAUCCACGACCGCGGCAGGUACCUGGGUGAGCUGGUGCGGUUCUGCAAGGCGGAGCUGCGGCUGCAGAGUGUCAGCAUCGUGAGCAACGGGAGCCUGAUUCGGGAGCGCUGGUUCAAGGACUACGGCGAGUACUUGGACAUCCUCGCCAUCUCCUGCGACAGCUUUGACGAGCAGGUCAACGUCCUGAUCGGCCGUGGUCAGGGCAGGAAGAACCACGUGGACAAUCUGCAGAAGCUGAGGGCGUGGUGCAGGGAUUACAGAGUGGCUUUCAAGAUCAAUUCUGUCAUCAAUCGGUUCAACGUGCAGGAGGACAUGAACGAGCAGAUCAAAGCACUCAACCCCGUCCGCUGGAAAGUCUUCCAGUGUCUCCUGAUUGAGGGUGAGAAUUCCGGAGCAGAUGCUUUAAGAGAAGCCGCGAGAUUCGUGAUUAGCGAUGAAGAAUUUGAAGGAUUCUUAGAGCGUCACAAGGGCGUGUCCUGUUUGGUGCCGGAAUCUAACCAGAAGAUGAAAGACUCCUACCUUAUUCUGGAUGAAUACAUGCGUUUCCUGAACUGUAGGAACGGGCGCAAGGACCCUUCCAAGUCCAUCCUGGACGUUGGCGUGCGGGAAGCUAUAAAAUUCAGUGGCUUUGACGAGAAGAUGUUCCUGAAGCGAGGCGGCAAAUACGUGUGGAGCAAGGCCGACCUGAAGCUGGACUGGUAGGGCGGCCAGCGGCACAGGACCUCACUCUCUCCGCAGCUGCCGGUCUCGGCGAGGUCCGCGCAUCAGUCACGGGCGCUCCGUGAGCCAAGCUCCACGGGCGACAAAGGCGUGGGGCUGGCUUCUCAGCGUCCUGCUGCAAAGCACCUGCGCUUCUCAGUUUGGUUCAUUAAAGGGGGAGGGGGACAAGACACAGCAACCAAAAAAAAAAAAAAAGUUUGCAAGAAACAUGCUUUGGGCUUGCACGUUGAGCGUGAGCGCAUCUUCGUCUCCUGCGAGGGCGUCCGUGCCUUUCUCCUCACGACCGAGAUGGCAGCUUCCAAACCCGGGAAUCUACCCCAGGGCCCUCUCCUUACUUCUGCUGCUUGCAAGUCUCCUGCCUUCCCACCGCGGCCGUCACCCGGGUGUAGACUACAGUUGGGAGCUUUUGGCGGGGUCUUUUCAGGUCCGGAGCGCGCGCCCGCCCGCAGGACGGAGGCGCCCGCCCGCGCGCUGAGCUGCGGCGCCCUGCUGGCCCGGACGCUCGUCCAGGCCACGCACGUCCGUCCCGCAGGAACCCGGGCUUCUCUGAGCCGCUGGCCGUCCCCACAGCCCCGACGGCGUCGCGGUCCCAAGAGGAGAACCGGCUCCCGCCUGCUCCCGUGCAGACAAUAGAGCUUGAGAAGAAACGCCGCUGAAGUUUCGCAGGCUCUGUGUUCACGUGAAAGUACCUUGUUGCCUGGAGAAUAGCAAGUGUUUGUCAUUGUUUGGGGAAAAAAAACCAAGGUCAAGGAAUUUUGUUGUUGCGGGUCCCAACUAAGACGAACUUUUUCCUCCUUGCAAUGUGGGUGCCUGCCACUAGGGGGCGCGUUCUCCUCGCCUGAUUUCCUUAAGCGGUGAAAAUGCCCCCUUUCAGUCUAUUUGCAAGACUUGGUGAUUUUGAAAGGUUUUGAGUUUUGCGAUUUUUUUUUUCUAGGAAUAGAUAAGCAUACUUCAACUUUUUAAGACGCCCGAAUUCAACUGAGAUAUGUUUGUGGCACAACCAAAAUAGGGCAUGUUGCGUUUUACCUACUUCCUCUUUUCUCUGGGUUUCGACAGUGCCACCUGCUCUAUUCGCUGCACAUCAACAAGAGGGCGAGUGCCACAGAGAAAGACCAGGUGUGCAAGAGGGCAGAGUCCUGGCCUGAUGUGCACCCAGUGCCCCAGCAAGGCUCUGGGAACACAUGGAAAUCGGAAGCCCACGGGCGUUUGUCUCUAGUCCAGGGCACUGUAUUUCUCUUUUCCCAAAAUGAAACAUAAAAAAAAAAUUCACUAAAAGGGAUUAGCUAUUUUAAAUAUAUUUAGAGCUAUUUUAACAACUGCUAACCUCUAAUUUCUUAUGUAAUGUUAGGAUUUGCAAAGCCUUACUGUUUAACUUAUUCUAAUGCCCCUUUUUCUCACACAGGGGCUUUCAGCUUUGCAAUAGAAUUCAAGUUCAAAGUACAUAAUGUUUUGCUUUCUUUUUUUCAAUGUUGAAUAUGGAGUUCCUUUGUGAAAUAUAUUCCUUUUUAUUGGUAAAACAAAGAAUGAGUAAACUAAAGUAAUUUAAGAGUUACAGGAAAAUAUUUUGUGGUGCUUGUAAUCAAUGUGAGUUUAUACUAUAAUAAAGAGCGUGGAAUUUUGUGUGGGGAUCCUGGAAAGCUCAGACGUGAGUGAUGACAUGCUAGUUUGAAGAGUGCAAAUCAUGUCUGUAGUCUGGUGAUCAGUGAUGACAUUUGCCUGUUUUCUUUCAAGUGUAGACAGAAGUGAUGUCAUUUGUCUGAAUGGGUUAGCUCUGUCUGGAGCUUGGAGUCGAGAUUUUGGGUAGAUGGACACCAAAACAACCCACCAAAGCAGCCAUAAAGCUGUCUCUGGCUUUAAUUCCACCCUCUUGUUGCAAGGACCUUGUUUAAUCAGCUGUGACUGGACCAGACCAAUCAUUGCUGCUGGAUUUUAAGGCUGUGUCUACAGUGUGCUUUACUUUGUAGGGAAAUACACACUUUUUUUUUGCCUAUGUGGUGCUCUUUAGUAUUGGCCUAAUGUAUUAUAAGAAGUUCUAAAAUAUUAAAAUAUUUUUGUACACCA